AUGACCGACAAGGCUGUCUCUCUCGCCAGUACAACAACCUCCAACCCCAGCAUCGUGUCCGCCAUCUACGAGGAAACGCGCUCGCAGCUAAGAGACCUACUAAAGCGGCGACGCGAACUCGAGGUUGCCCUCGCCGCUCAAGAAACUCUUAUUGCUAAGAAAGAGCAUGAAUAUCUCGAGGAGACGCCGAGCGGAAAUGUUAUCACCGGUUUCGAUAACUACACCAAGGGAAAUCUGGUAACUGGCCGGCGGCGUGGCCGCGACGAAGAAGAGCGUGAACGACGCUGGCGUGUAUUUAGUCGCAGCAGUAUUAGCUGGAACCCCCAAACCGAGCAACCAGAGGCUGAUCAGAGCGCUGCGAACACUGCUACAACCGAGACUCCGACUAUGGCGAACUUUCAAAAGAUUGAGGUAGCUAGCGUCCACGCUGUGUCGACUAAUGCUACGAGUGCGGGAAAAGGGACGUUGACAAAAAAGAAUAAAAAAGGUUUUGAAGAUGUUGAUGGUGGGGAAAAGGACCAAAAAAAAGCAAGGAUUAGCUUCGGUCCAGUCAGAAAGUAG
This is a messenger RNA of Blumeria graminis f. sp. triticale, 561 nucleotides long. The record is from the annotation of a GenBank genome assembly. NCBI's taxonomy places the organism in Eukaryota, Fungi, Ascomycota, Leotiomycetes, Helotiales, Erysiphaceae.